ACAAAGUCGCUAGGAGCCAGGAACGACAAAAUAAUCGGAGCAGCAAUUGAGUCUGUUAAACCCUAAAACAUGCGAAGAAAGGGAAGGUGAUUAGGACCCAGUGCUGAGUGCGGUGUCAAAUGUCAAUGGCGCUUCCUGCUUCUACUCUUUUUCCUACUUAUUCUUCUUCGCCUUCACAGUUUCCGAUAAAACUAUUUGGAUACCGAUCGUGUCAAGUCAAAAAGAGUUUGGUUCUAGGGACUCGUCACCAGACCUUGUUCAAAUAUGCCUUGAAAGUAUCAAUGUCACAAUUUGGUGGACCAGAAAAGGUCAAUAUGCAAAUCAAUGAUGUCAAAGAGAAAUUACAGAAAGUCAUUCCUGACUCAGUUAAGGAGCUCGAAUUGGAGAGAGGGGCUGAUAUACUGGUGCAGAAAUUGCUUUCUCUUGGACAAAAGGCUUUAAAAUGGUCCACUGUUGUAUUGAUUGCUUUGAGCUUUUUAUCCGAUGUUAUAUUCACCAUCUCUAGGAACCAAGAAUUAGUCAUGCCGUUUGGUCUUUUGGCUGGUUGUUUAGUGGCCGAUUUCUUGAAAGAAAUAUCCAUAGAAGUGUUUCCAAACUCACAAUUGUGUUUCUGGACAGGGAAAAGGGUCAAACCGGAAUCUUAUAGUUAUUGGCUGCUUCUUCGUUCUGGUCAAGUUCAUCUCUGCUUUUUUCGGGAGAAUUGGAAAUGUGUUUCUUUUACAUGUUGGCAAUGGUGGGUUUUUACAAGUUUUGUGGCUUUGGACCAGUUUGCUUAAGGGGAGAAGUCUUUGUCGCUAGAAAUGAUUCGUUAGCAAAUGAGUAAUUUUUACCUUAAGCUUGUACAUUGAGAAGCUUUACUCUUUCAUUAUCUGUCUAAUCCUAUAAAAGAUAUAUUUUCUUCUAGCUCAAACAA
Humulus lupulus (European hop) is the source of this 913-nucleotide messenger RNA. RefSeq lists its product as uncharacterized. NCBI's taxonomy places the organism in Eukaryota, Viridiplantae, Streptophyta, Magnoliopsida, Rosales, Cannabaceae. The record is from RefSeq and is a predicted model, not a curated record. The transcript is spliced from 3 exons. The coding region runs from base 120 to 776 and encodes 218 amino acids.